GGUUACGUUGGCUAUCGGCCAAUCUGUUAAAGGUACGACCGCGUUGCCUGCUCGACCGCAACGCGUCGAUACGGUGGCCGUCUCGGACACUAUCGUCGUGCGUCCUGCACUCGUCGUCGUGUUUACUAGACUGACUCCGCUGUUGUUACCCUAUUCUGCUGUUCAUAGAGCUCUUAUCGAUACACGCAACGCCAUCGCUGGCAUUUUCACUGGAAUAGACAUCCUUUCCAAAUCAUUUGUCACUGGACCAUCCACGCGACCUGAGGUGGUGCGGACUAUCGGGGCAUUGCAGAGGCGUUCAGAUGCAUUAGGCCAACACAGUGAUGACAGACGAUCGGUUCCGAAUGCGGGUCGACACCGGCUGUACUGGUGAUAGCAAGGAUUCCGGCAUAGACGUACAGUCACGUUUGCGAAACGUUCCCAAACGUCUGCAUCGUCGCGACGUGCUGAAGACGGUUAUGGAGGAUGCGGAUGAGGCCAAGUGGGAUAUCGACACUGUCCUUUGGGCGAUUGUCUUCGCUUUAACAGUAUGGUUCUUUCGUCUUCCGACUUCAAUUUGGUUCAGCAGAAAAGUCAACUGGCCUCUUGCGACAUUGUCUAUACUAUGUUUUUCGAUUUUUUCCUCAUGCGGUUUGUGGAUGUACUGGAAAUACCGUACAACUGCUCGUUGGAGGAUUCUCAACCCUUACGUUUUUGCCGCGGCCUGGAUUGCCUUUGCUGCAGGCAUCGCUAGUUUUUCCGCUUCCACAUGGUCACUUUUCGGAUGGUGGUCUCUGUACAUCGCUGGAGUCACAAUGAUGUUCCUCAUUUCAAUUGCGCCAUUGUUUUCAUAGAAUAGUCUGUUACUCGUUUUUUGUAUGUUUUGGUUUUAGAGUUUGAAAGGCAUAGUCUUUCGUGCAUAGUUUGUUAACUUCUCAUGGAUUUGUCAGAAGAGUUGUUUUAACGUGUUUUAAGCGUUUCACGCUAUGUUGCCUUCACAUUCGUUGCUUUAGCCAUUGCGUUUUGUGUCUAGUUCUCGAUUAGAUUGCUUCAAUUCACUUUUUUCCAUUCUCAUUCCGGUGCAAGUAUUCCUCCUAGCAAUCUCUACCAGUGUAAUAUGUGAAACUUUCGAUCUAGUAGCACUUAGUGGCAUCGAUCUCUUUCCACUGAUUUUCCAUUUGUGGUUGUUGUCUUAGCACUUCACAAGGUUGUUGAG
This is a messenger RNA of Cylicocyclus nassatus, 1195 nucleotides long. The record is from the annotation of a GenBank genome assembly. Lineage: Eukaryota; Metazoa; Nematoda; Chromadorea; Rhabditida; Strongylidae.